Symbiodinium necroappetens is the source of this 192-nucleotide messenger RNA. The record is from the annotation of a GenBank genome assembly. Lineage: Eukaryota; Dinophyceae; Suessiales; Symbiodiniaceae.
GCCCCUGAAGAAGCCGGCGAUGGCCAAGGACAUUGGCUGGGAGCCCGGUGUUGGCCUGGAGCUGCUCGCCCGUGCUCAGGAGUCGUCCACGGAGGUGGACUCCGAUGAGUUCAACUACGACCAAACUCCGCGGAGGCCCCUGAAGAUCCUCAAGAAGCCGGCGAUGGCCAAGGCCAAGGCGGUCAGUGACAA